AUGCCGCCGGGGACCCCUCUGCCGUCGACGGGGGCGUGGACCUGGGAGAACGCCGUCGCCGGAGCGACCGCCGGCUUCGCCACCGUCGCCACCUUCCACCCGCUCGACGUCGUCCGCACCCGCUUCCAAGUGAGCGGCGGGAGAGGGUUGUCCGACUUGCCGCCGUACAGGAACACGGGACACGCUGUAUACACCAUCGCACGAUCUGAGGGCCUGAGGGGACUUUAUGCCGGCUUUUAUCCUGCAGUUCUGGGGUCAACCGUUUCUUGGGGGCUAUAUUUCUUUUUUUAUAACAGAGCUAAACAAAGAUACUUGCAGGAGAAGGAUGUUCAGCUCCGUCCAUUCGACCAUCUUGCCUCAGCUGCAGAAGCAGGUGCUUUGGUUUGCCUGUUUACAAAUCCCAUAUGGCUGGUGAAAACACGGAUGCAACUACAAACACCUGGGCAUACUUCAUCUUAUUCUGGAUUUUCUGCAGAUGCUUUGAGAACUAUUCGGAAAGAGGAGGGAUGGCGAGCACUUUAUAGAGGGAUCGGGCCUGGACUUUUGCUGGUCACCCAUGGCGCGAUACAAUUCACUGCCUAUGAGGAACUUCGCAAGGCUAUGAUAUCUGCGAAAAGUAAACAAACAAGGGGAGAUGACAAAGGCAGCGAGGAUUUAUUGAACUCCGUUGAUUAUGCGGCACUUGGCGCUGGUUCAAAAUUAUCUGCUAUUCUGCUUACUUAUCCUUAUCAGGUUAUCCGAGCCCGCUUACAGCAACGACCUGGUAGUGAUGGUAUCCCAAAGUACUCAGAUAGUUGGCAUGUAGUGAAGGAAGCUGCAAGGUACGAAGGUGUCCGUGGGUUUUACAGGGGCAUCACUUCCAACCUAUUGAAGAACCUUCCAGCAGCUUCCGUGACGUUUGUGGUGUAUGAAAACGUUAUCAAACUAUUCAGAGCAGCCAAGGAGAAGACGUAA
This is a messenger RNA of Triticum turgidum subsp. durum (durum wheat), 954 nucleotides long. The record is from the annotation of a GenBank genome assembly. NCBI's taxonomy places the organism in Eukaryota, Viridiplantae, Streptophyta, Magnoliopsida, Poales, Poaceae.